AAGGGGCAAGCUUAGAAAUAGCAGCCUUGAAGAUCAAAAGCUCAAGCACAUCGCACUUUAUAUGGCUCUAGCAAUCAAGGAGGUUCUUCUAGGAAAAGGAUGCUACUCCUCAGUAGACAAUUGUACUUUGAAAGAUCUAGGAGUAGGUUUCAUAAACUACUUCAAGAACAAAAACAAAAAAAUCAAGCAUGAUAGUCUUUCUAUGUUUUCUCACUCUUUGGAGCAAUGCAUCAUCCAUCUAGAAGGCAACCUUCAACAUACUCUUAUAAGAUCACCAAGAUAUGAUGUUGAAGUGGACUUACACAUGAGAUAUGUGGAUCUAGAUUCAAUGAAUGAGGGGGCAAAUCUAGGACAUGGGGAAGUUUGAGUAUUAUUGCUCUUAGGGAUGAACCCCUAUUUGACAUGACCAUUACUUCUGCCUUGGGGGUACUUUGGCCAAUUGGACAGUCAAGCUUUUCUUUGCUUCAUUCAUCCAUGAGUGGGAUGAGUCAGCUUUCUAAUAGCUCAGCUUGUGGCUACAUGAAAGGAGGGAAUAACAAGCUUUUUUAUAU
Messenger RNA from Rubroshorea leprosula, 551 nucleotides. The record is from the annotation of a GenBank genome assembly. NCBI's taxonomy places the organism in Eukaryota, Viridiplantae, Streptophyta, Magnoliopsida, Malvales, Dipterocarpaceae.